UAUAUCUAUAUCUGUACCUACCCAUGCUACUUUUGAAUUUUGAUUCUCCUUCCUGUCACCUGAAUGCUGGCAUUCUAGUUUUGCUAGUAUCAGUAUUUACUGUAUUCACUGUGCUUUUUUCUUUAAUGGCGAAGACCUUGUCUUUUAUAUGUGCAUUUAGAAUAUCACCAAGUGGCUGAGAAACUUUUUGUUUUACUUUAUAACUUUGAAAAGAAGAAAGAAAGCCAGGUAGUUCAAGUCCACUCUUUGGAUGUGCUUGAGUUUCCUCAUAUGACCCGUCAGAGGGAUAUCCUUUGUUUUCUGCUCUUCCCUGCUGUUGGCCCCAAAAUGCUGAAUCUGGAGAGUUUGUGUAUUUUCUCUUGGGACCUGCGCGGUUAACGUCUGUACUGUUUGUUCCCUGUGUGCCUGCUGUGUUAAUCUCAGAAGCUGUGAUUUUGUCCCUUGUGGUGUUGGCAGUGGCUUCCUUGUUACCUAAGGGUCCUUAGUCCAGAUGCACAGGACACUGUGGAGUGCUGAGGCCCCUAGCUUUACAGGUCUGGGUUUGUGCAACACUUCUCACUGAAGAGGUUCUUCUCCUUUCCUUACUUCACGCAUUCCCCGUGACCCAGUUGAAAUGUGUCCACCCGCACGCAUGUCCUCCCACCAUGACUGGUUCUUGUCUUAGUUCAUUCCAAGGUGAUAUAAAGAAACGCUGUCGAAUGGGGGGCACAGAGAGUGGCUUUGUGGGGUUUUUUACUUUUUAACAGUUUGGCAGAACAUGAGGUCUGAGAUCAGGGCACCGGAUGGCUGAUCGUGCUCUCUCAUUGGUGUGAAGACUUCAUUUUCUUCGUCUCCUCCCAUGGUUGAGGCAGACCAUCCCUCUUGUCUUUUCUAAGGGCAUUGAACCCGUCAUUGUAGUAGAGAGCAUCUGGACCGGUAUGGGCUGGCAGAGGGAACUGACUUCGUCACGCGUGUCGCUCCCCAGAGUUGCACGUGGGUGGAGCUGCAUUCGCGUGCUCUUCCGAGAUAGCUUUGACUUGACUGCCCAUAGCGGUUACCUUAUGCAGUUAGGCUCACAGGUGUUACCUCACUUAUUUUUUGGUAACAACCACUUGAGAGUCCUUAUUAUUUUCCUUAAUCUCUCAGGUAGGGAAGCUGAGGCUUAUAGAAGCUUAGCACCAUCCAGGGUCAUUCAUCUCGCAAGCGACGGGGUGGGACUCAACUUUCACUCUGAAUUUGAAGCCCCUCGCCUCUAACCAGCUGGUGUACUCGUAUUGAAUUAGCUGCAAAGAGUAUUUUGUGAAAAUUCUGUGUGUUAGUUUUGGGAUUUGAGCCACAUUUUAAUGAACUAGACAUACCGGGUUGUUAAUUUGUUUAUAUUGUCACCAGUAAUAGGUUCCUUGUCCUCUGGUUGACUUUGUUCAAUGCUUUGUUGACCUGCAGCUCAUAUACAUAACGUCUCAGCACUCCUUAGAGUUUCGUCAUAAUCCUCACAGCCAGUUUUAGAACCAAACCGUUACCAGACAUUUUUCUUGCCGCGUGAAGUCUUCCCUACAACCUGUUGCCCCACUGAGUGUCCCUCUGGAGUGACUCUGCUGGACAUUUAAAAGGGGGAUGCAGUCUUUGCUACUGCUUUCUGUCCCAUACCACGCUGCGCACAGCUGGACUGUGGCGAGCAUCAGUAUUUCACUCCUCCAUGGACCGGAUGUGUGGGGGAGCACCAGGCAGUGAGCGUCGUCUGUAUCCAGCCCAUGGUGGCGGGGUUAUGUCUCCUUCAGGCUGUUCAGAUUGCUACUGCCAUGAUAAUCUUCUGAAGAUGCAUUUCUUUGUGCUUGUUAUGUACCCUGGUGUGGAAUUGGUGGGUCCUGUCCUAAAUCUUGUAUGAUUUGUGUGUGUGUUUGUGCAUGCUUUAAGAACAAAGUUCUUCCAGCGCUACUUUUGAGGAGUUUUGGCGUGUUUUCCAAAGCGGAGGUGUCAUUUUGUAUUUCUGCUGGCGUUGUGUGAUGAUUCUCGUGUCUUUGUGAUUAUGUAUCUGUCAUGUUUAUUGUAACCAGUACAGCAGAUGUGACUGUCUCCUUAGCGAUUAGUGUUACACAUCUUUUUACGUGAACCUUACUUCUGAGUACGGGUCUGUGCUUACUUUCCGGAGUAAGGUGUUGAACACGUACUGGAGUUGGCAUUGAUGUUUUCCUCCAUCAUCAUCAUCAUCAUCAUCAUCAUCAUCAUCAUCAUCAUCAUCAUCAUCAUCACUUUGGCCUCUCAAAUUGCACAGUAAUCAUCAAUUUACCCAAGUUAUAGCCUUGUAUUAUUUUUUAUUUUUUGGCUAAGAGCACAGCAUUGUAGUUUAAGAAUAAAGUUCUCCCCGUGCCUACUUGAGCAGCGCCCUCCUGAGUGAGAGGAAGACUGGGGUUGGAGAGUCAAGGAAUCUCACUGAGGUAAGAGAAAGGCCUGAAGGCUGAGAUAAUAAAAUAUCUAUAAUCCUAACACUUGGGACGUUGAGGUAAAAAGGAUUGCUUUGAGUGACAUUGCUCUGGGCUACAUAGAGAGUUCCUGUCUCAAACAAGACAACGUACAUAUAGGCAGACAACCUUCAUGGAAUACAUAGGGGCUAGGUUUAGGCAAGCCAGACCACAGUAAGACAUUACCACUGAUGGAUAGAUUGAUUACUCUAUCGUGUCCGAGUGAACGGCUCGAUUCUAUAUUUUGUGUAUGUGUGCGUGUUUAUGCUCAUGAACGCGGUGCUUGAGGAGGUAGAAGAGGACGUUGGAUCCCCUGGAACUGGAGUUGGAGACAGUGGCGAGUCCCUGACAGGUGCUGAGAACUGAAUCAAGUCCUCAGUAAGAGCAGGAGAGGAGGUUCUGUUAACUUCUGAGCCACCUCUUCAGCCUCCCAUAUGGCUCUUCUGUUAGAUAGAAUUCCCAUUUGAAAACAACAUAAACCAACCCAAGAUCAACCAACCCAAGGAGGGUGUCAUGGUCCCCUCCUCUUUUUACUCUUGUUGAUUUUUAGUGUCCUCUCCUUUUGGUUUUGAGAUUAUAAUACAGUGACAUCACUUCCCCCAUCCUCCUGAACUUUCCUUGUACUCCUCCUCGCUCUCUGUCAAGUUCAUGUUCUCCUUUUCCCAUUAAUUUGUGUUGCACACAUAUAGACAGGUAUUUUAAGUUGAGCCUGUUCAGUCUGUACAAUGUUACUCCUCCUUGAAGGAGACUAUCUCUUCCCCUCUCGGCGUCCGUUAGUUGCCUGUAGUUCUUUGUGUAGGCUUGAGUCCAUGUGGGCUUUCCCUGUCUACAUUAGCACGCUUCCUGUCUACACUGUCUACAUUAGUACUCCUGUUGCUGUUGUCCUCAAUCAGCUCGUGUUUCGGCCACAUUGUUGCUGAGACUUUAUGGCUGUGGCUUCUGACAUCACUAGGAGGCAUAAUCUCACAGCAGACUCUGCGGUCCUCCUGCUCUUAUAAUCUUCCUGCCCCCCUCUUCUGCAGCAUCCCCUAAGCCUCCUGUCCACAACCCUUCACUUGGAUCCGUUGUGACGUAAGUAAUGGUCUCUGUUGCAAAGAGAAGUUUCCUCAAUGGGCAAGUUAGGAGUCCACUUGUCCGCAGGUAUAGGAGUGAAUGCUUAUGGUGGUGUUCUGCUCAGAGAGCUGGGCGUCGACUCUCCUCCUAGACGCAUGACUUCACGAGCCCCCAGUGAUUGGGUAGUGUUGUUAACUUUUUACAAAGGCACGGGUGCUUCCUAGACAUCACAGAUAAUUAUGACCCUGCCAAGGUCUAUUCUAUGUGACAAAGCCACCAAGUUCCUGAGCUCCGGCAGGCUUUCUUACCUGUCUUCCUUCUGUUAAUCUGCCAUUUGUAUCCCUACUGUGUUUACCUAUCUUUUUCUUAUUCCUCUGUCGAAAUCAUGGCCACUGACUGUUUCUGAAAUGAAGUUCCACAUCUGGCGUUCUACAUCUGGAUGGGAGAGUGCGAGGUCUUCGGCUCAAUGCUAACCCCCUUACCGGCUGAGCAGGGGAGGCAGAAGCUCCUUACAUGCUCGUGGAGACACAGGAAUGGAAUGCCUAUAGAGUUUGAGAGGAAGAAAGAAUUUGAGAAAGUUGACUUUUCAGUAUGGGGUUAGCGGAUGGAUGCCGUGGUUACUGUCAGUGAAUGAACCCACCUGCAGGUUAAGAUCAGCUUGGUGGCCUGGUCCCAACAGAUGUUCAGUAGGCUGUCUAAAUCAUAGAACAGAUGUCCUGCGACAUGGCUAGCAUUUUAAGGAGGACUCUGAGAAAGUGGAAAGUAUCCAAAAUGGUGGGAGGAAGCCCUGACAGGCUGUAGUGACUGAGGGAAGAGUAAAGGGAAGGCAAGGCUGCCCUCUUUGUUGUGUGUGAAAGGUUCAUGCGGCACGAGAGAGCUGCUUUCAGUCAUGGGAGUUUGAGUGGCAUCUUGUAAACUCACCUAAGUGUUUUCCUUUCUUUGUGGUUGUCAGUUUCUGUUGCUAAUAAGUCAGUGGCAUAGACUAAGGUUUCAAGAAGAGAUUCUAGAGGUCCAGCACCAGGGAUGCUUUGGGUGACAUCUUUCUUGCUGGCAGAGGUCUCAGGUACCGCAGGGCAUCAUGAAGCUGCCCUUCCUCUGGCCUGGGGUGGAUGGUAGGGAGAUGGCUCAGUCGUUGAGAACCUGUCACACAAAGUGAGGAUCAAAGUUUGGAGUUCAGAUCCUCCAAAACUCUUGCAAAUGUCAAGUCUUGGUCAUUUGUAAUUCCAGCCUUGGAAGAUGGAAUCGGUUGAUUUAAAUAAACAGCAAGUGGUCUGUUAAGAGGGGGACAUUGGCAAGCUCUGGGUUUGAUUAAGAGACCUUGCCUUACAGAAUAAGGAAGAAGAGUGACUGAGGAUGAGACCCAACAUCAGCCCUGGGCCUCACAGGCACACAAACAUACAUACGGUACUCACAUGUGCAUGCUCCCACAAGAGCACCUGUGAACACCAUGGUUGUUCUAGCUUUUAAUGCCACAUGGUGGGGAUUAAAUUUCAGCAUGUUUUGGAGAGGGGCUAAGUGACAUUCAUGUUGUAACCCUCCUAGAAACCAUGUAAGCAAUUGCCUGGAACUUGAUGCUUCUCGGACUGGAGGCACACUGCUGUUUUUCCAGGAGAGUCUGGAUUUCUCUCUGUCUUUUACUGCCAGUUGAGCAUGGUGUCAGUCAGCCUGAUGCGUGAUGUUUGUGACGUCAAUGUGUUCAGUUUGCAUUUUCAUUGUUUUUGUAUAAAUGGUUCUCAGAGUAUGGGGGGGAUCGUCUCUCUGUAUUCUUUCAUGCCUACUUUGCAUUUCAGUCAGCUCUCAUUUCCCAGAGAGCUUUUGGAUGAUGUCUCCUCCCCCUAAGUUGUUUGUGUAUUUUGGGGUGGGGGUGGGAUAACUAAUUCUGAUGGUAGCCUAAGCAAAAUGCAAUUAAGGAAGUCUUGUGCCAAACAUGCAUCUGCGCCAAUGUUUGCCUUAAUUAGUGUGCAUAAUCAGGAGUUUCCCUUAAACACUGCGUGACCUUUCCCGUGGAAAUGUGAAGUUUAGAGAGAAAGAGAGGCCCGUGGCCUGAGUUUGCAGAGCAUGGCAAACAAACUCAGGAGCCUGAGGGGCGUUCUCUCAGUGAUUGCUGUCAUGGUCAGAUAUGGCUAGGUGCAUUGAAGAUGGUGUGCAAAUAUUCACACGUGUCUGCACACGUGUGUGAGUGUGCACACGGGUUCCUGCUGUGUAUUUUGACUAAGGAAAUUGAGAGCAGGUAUUCUACAAAACAAAAGCUAGAGUCAGGGAGAUCUUUAAACCUGGGCCAAAUUCCAUUCUCAAUGGCUAUGAAGAGAGCUUUCCCUUUUCUUUAGAAAGGAGUGCAAAUUUACUUAAAAUGGUCACAUGACCACAGGAAUAAUCGAUGCCUAUUUUUCUUUGGUCAGCUCACUUCUGAACCUUCAGUUGUCUGUAAUUUUAAAUUCUCGAGGUUGUAUGAAUUUGUGGUUCCAGUUUCUUGGAACCGAAUCUUGCCUCACAUUGCUUUGGGAAGUGUUCUCCCUGCUGAGGGCAGGAUGCUCUCCUUCCUGACUCUCAGCAGGAGAACAGGGGCGGUGGAUGGGCACGGGCAGACGGAGCAGGCACCAGUGAGACCGGAGGUGGCCCAGAUUGCACAGCCCUUCCUGCCCAUCUCUUCCUCCACUGUCACAUUCAGAGCAGCUAGAGGAGAAUCAGACUCGGGCUCCGAGACCUGGAAUAGAAUGCAUCUGUGGCAGCGCUAAUCUCCCUCACAUGGCAACAGUGUCGUAAAGGGAGAGAGAGACACCCAGCUAGAUGGACAUGUGCGGAAUGGUCCAUGUGUCACUUGUGAAGUGUGGUGAACAAAGUGGGCUGAGAGACCGUGGAGCACAAGUGGCCCAAAUGGAGGGAGGGAUCCAGAGAUGCUGGAGAUCUCAUCUCCCGAUUGCCGCUCCUCUUCUUGCUGUUGCUGUAACACCUUCUCAGGGAUAAACCCGUCAUAAGGAGGCGGCUCCCGGCUUGUGGAUCUCAGACCAUGGUUGUUCGACUGAGCUGCUUUGAGGCAUACGAUGUGGUAGAACCACUGUGGAUUGAAACCCACCUUUCCAGAUCUGAAAGGAAGACCGAGGAAAAGGAAGGGAGCAUCAGUCCCCAAGACUAUGAUGUUCUGAAUUCCAGUCCCUCACUCUUGACUUGAACAGCGCCUUUCCGAUGGCACCUUUGGAGAUCCUGACCAAGGCACUUCUGUUUGGCCUGGGGUUUUUGGCACAUUCUCCCAGACUCAGGUGAGACCCCGAUGGACACCCCGUGGGGCAGGUGCUGACACACGCCCCAACUCCAGCCACUGACACCAUCUCCAGCCUCAGUAUCUAAAUGCCACAGUGCUCUCGGGGCCAGUUGGGCUGGGCACCACUGUUGCCUUUGAAGACCAUAAAACCAUGGGAAACGCAGAAAGCCAAAAUGUAGACCACGAGUUUUAUGGAGAAAAGCAUGCCAGCCUGGGGCGGAAGCACACAUCACGCUCCCUGCGACUGUCACACAAGACCCGGAGGACGCGGCAUGCUUCCUCUGGGAAGGCAAUCCACAGGAACUCUGAAGUGAGCACGCGGUCCAGCAGCACCCCUAGCAUCCCCCAGUCCCUGGCCGAAAAUGGCUUGGAGCCCUUUUCCCAAGAAGGCGCCCUAGACGACUUCGGGGACCCCAUCUGGGUGGACCGAGUGGAUAUGGGCUUGAGACCCGUGUCUUACACGGAUUCUUCUGUCACUCCCAGCGUAGACGGCAGCAUCGUCCUCACGGCAGCCUCUGUGCAGAGCAUGCCAGACUCGGAGGAGAGCCGGCUUUACGGGGAUGACGCUGCGUACUUGGCUGAGGGAGGCAGGAGGCAGCGUCCCUAUACAUCCAACGGGCCCACGUUCAUGGAGACAGCGAGCUUUAAGAAGAAACGCUCUAAAUCUGCAGACAUCUGGCGGGAGGACAGCCUGGAGUUCUCACUCUCAGAUCUGAGCCAAGAACAUUUAACAAGCAACGAAGAAAUCUUGGGCUCCGCGGAAGAGAAGGAUUGCGAGGAGGCUCGGGGGAUGGAAACAGGGGCGAGCCCCCGGCAGCUCAGCACCUGUCAGCGAGCCAACUCCCUGGGUGACUUGUAUGCUCAGAAGAACUCCGGGGUGAAGGCUAACGGAGGACCGAGAAACAGAUUUUCGAGCUACUGCCGGAAUUUGGUGUCGGAUAUUCCCGAUCUUGCAAAGCAUAAGAUGCCACCGGCUGCUGUAGAGACUCCGACGUACAGUAAUUAUAACACGCUUCCCUGUAGGAAGUCGCACUGUCUUUCCGAGGGUGCCACCAACCCACAAAUUAGCCUUAGCAAGAGCAUGCAAGGCAGAAGAGCGAAAACCACCCAGGAUGUUAACACAGGCGAGGGCAGUGAGUUUGCAGACAGUGGGAUCGAAGGGGCCACCACGGACACGGACCUCCUGUCCAGGAGAUCCAAUGCCACCAACUCCAGCUACUCGCCUCCCACAGGCCGAGCCUUUGUGGGCAGCGACAGCGGCAGCAGUUCGACUGGGGAUGCUGCACGCCAGGGGGUGUACGAGAACUUCAGGCGGGAACUGGAGAUGAGCACCACCAACAGCGAGAGCCUGGAGGAGGCUGGCUCUGCGCACAGCGACGAGCAGAGCAGCGGAACCCUCAGCUCCCCGGGCCAGUCGGACAUCCUGCUGACGGCUGCGCAGGGCACUGUGCGGAAGGCUGGCGCGCUGGCAGUCAAGAACUUCCUGGUACAUAAGAAGAAUAAGAAGGUGGAGUCGGCUACCCGGAGGAAGUGGAAGCACUACUGGGUGUCCCUGAAAGGUUGCACGCUCUUUUUCUACGAGAGUGAUGGCAGGUCUGGGAUAGACCACAACAGUGUCCCCAAGCAUGCUGUCUGGGUGGAGAACAGCAUCGUGCAGGCCGUACCUGAGCACCCCAAGAAAGAUUUUGUCUUCUGCCUCAGCAACUCCCUGGGCGAUGCCUUCCUCUUCCAGACCACCAGCCAGACAGAGCUGGAGAACUGGAUCACGGCCAUCCACUCUGCCUGCGCAGCUGCGGUCGCAAGGCACCACCACAAGGAAGACACGCUCCGCCUCCUCAAGUCGGAAAUCAAGAAGCUGGAGCAAAAGAUUGACAUGGACGAGAAAAUGAAGAAGAUGGGCGAGAUGCAGCUGUCCUCCGUCACGGACGCGAAGAAGAAGAAGACCAUACUUGACCAGAUCUUCGUUUGGGAGCAGAACCUCGAACAGUUCCAGAUGGACCUUUUCCGGUUCCGCUGUUACCUUGCCAGCCUCCAGGGCGGGGAGCUGCCAAACCCCAAACGACUCCUAGGUUUUGCCAGCCGGCCCACCAAGGUGGCCAUGGGCCGCCUUGGCAUCUUUUCGGUAUCAUCUUUUCACGCCCUGGUGGCGGCCCGCACUGGCGAGAUCGGGGUGAGAAGGCGUACUCAGGCUAUGUCCAGGUCUGCGAGCAAGCGGAGGAGCAGGUUUUCUUCUCUCUGGGGCCUAGACACUACCUCCAAAAAGAAGCAGGGGCGCCCAACCAUCAACCAGGUGUUUGGAGAGGGGACCGAUGCUGUAAAGAGAUCUUUAGAGGGAAUAUUUGAUGACUCUGUUCCAGACGGCAAGAGGGAGAAGGAAGUGGUCUUACCCAGUGUCCACCAGCACAAUCCUGACUGUGACAUUUGGGUCCAUGAAUAUUUCACUCCAUCCUGGUUCUGUCUACCCAAUAAUCAGCCAGCCUUGACGGUUGUCCGGCCGGGGGACACUGCGAGGGACACCUUGGAGCUCAUUUGCAAGGCGCACCAACUGGAUCAUUCUGCCCAUUACCUGCGCCUGAAAUUUCUGAUGGAGAACAAGAUGCAGUUCUAUGUCCCGCAACCCGAGGAGGACAUUUACGAGCUGCUUUACAAAGAAAUCGAAAUCUGUCCGAAAGUCACCCAGAACAUCCACAUUGAGAAGUCCGACGCGGCCGCCGAUAAUUACGGGUUUUUGCUUUCUUCUGUGGACGAAGAUGGCGUUCGAAGGCUCUACGUGAACAGCGUCAAGGAAACCGGGCUAGCUUCCAAGAAAGGCCUGAAGGCGGGGGACGAGAUUCUUCAGAUCAAUAACCGUGCCGCUGGUACCCUGAACUCAUCUAUGCUCAAAGAUUUCCUCUCACAGCCCUCUCUGGGCCUCCUGGUGAGGACCUACCCUGAGCCAGAGGGAGGAGUGGAGCUGCUAGAGAACCCACCCCACCGAGUGGACGGCCCUGUGGACCUUGGCGAGAGCCCCCUCACCUUCCUCACCAGCAACCCAGGGCACAGCCUCUCCAGCGAGCAGGGCAGCAGUGCUGAGACAGCUCCGGAAGAGGGCGAAGGACCGGACUUGGAGUCUUCCGAUGAGACAGAUCACAGCAGCAAGAGCACAGAACAGGUCACAGCGUUUUGCCGGAGUCUGCACGAGAUGAGCCCCUCUGACUCGAGCCCGUCCCCUCAGGAUGCCACGAGCCCUCAGCUGGCAACCACACGACAGCUAUCGGACGCAGAUAAACUGCGCAAGGUGAUCUGUGAGCUCCUAGAGACCGAACGCACCUAUGUGAAGGACUUAAACUGCCUCAUGGAGAGAUACCUGAAGCCCCUUCAGAAGGAGACCUUUCUCACCCAGGAUGAGCUCGAUGUACUCUUUGGAAAUUUAACCGAAAUGGUGGAGUUUCAAGUUGAGUUCCUUAAAACUCUAGAAGAUGGAGUUAGACUGGUCCCUGACUUGGAAAAGCUUGAGAAGGUUGACCAGUUUAAGAAAGUGCUGUUCUCUCUGGGGGGAUCCUUCCUGUACUACGCGGACCGCUUCAAGCUCUACAGUGCCUUCUGUGCGAGCCAUACGAAAGUCCCCAAGGUCCUGGUGAAAGCCAAGACGGACACAGCCUUCAAGGCAUUCCUAGAUGCCCAGAACCCGAGGCAGCAGCACUCGUCCACACUAGAGUCUUACCUCAUCAAGCCCAUCCAGAGGGUCCUCAAGUACCCGCUUCUGCUCAGGGAGCUGUUUGCGCUGACCGACGCGGAGAGUGAGGAGCAUUACCACCUGGAUGUGGCCAUCAAGACUAUGAACAAGGUUGCCAGUCACAUCAAUGAGAUGCAGAAGAUCCACGAAGAAUUUGGUGCUGUGUUCGACCAGCUGAUUGCUGAGCAGACAGGAGAGAAGAAAGAGGUCGCGGAUCUGAGCAUGGGUGACCUGCUGUUGCACACCAGUGUCAUCUGGCUGAACCCACCCGCCUCGCUGGGAAAGUGGAAAAAGGAGCCGGAACUGGCAGCCUUCGUCUUCAAAACUGCCGUGGUCCUUGUGUAUAAAGAUGGUUCCAAGCAGAAGAAGAAGCUCGUUGGCUCUCACAGGCUGUCAAUCUACGAGGAGUGGGACCCUUUCCGGUUUCGCCACAUGAUCCCUACCGAAGCUUUGCAAGUCCGAGCUCUGCCCAGUGCAGAUGCAGAGGCAAAUGCCGUGUGUGAAAUUGUCCACGUGAAAUCAGAGUCAGAGGGGAGGCCGGAGCGGGUUUUCCACCUCUGCUGCAGCUCCCCGGAGAGCCGAAAGGAUUUUCUGAAGUCUGUACACUCCAUCCUGCGAGAUAAGCACAGAAGGCAGCUCCUCAAAACGGAAAGUCUUCCCUCAGCCCAGCAGUAUGUCCCUUUUGGAGGCAAGAGAUUGUGUGCGCUUAAAGGCGCCAGGCCAGCCAUGAGCAGGGCAGUGUCUGCCCCAAGCAAGUCUCUUGGGAGGAGGAGGCGGCGACUGGCCCGAAACAGGUUUACCAUUGAUUCAGACGCCAUCUCAGCCAGCAGCCCGGAGAAAGAGCCCCAGCAGCCCCCCGGUGGCGGGGACACUGACCGAUGGGUAGAGGAACAGUUUGAUCUUGCUCAGUAUGAGGAGCAGGAUGACAUCAAGGAGACAGACAUCCUCAGUGACGAUGAUGAAUUCUGUGAGUCUGCGAAGGGCGCCUCAGUGGACAUAGACCUGCAGGAGCAGCUUCAGGCUGCCUCUAUCAGUCAGCGCGCCCGAGGCCGGAAAACCCUUGAUAGCCACGCCUCCCGCAUGACACAGCUCAAGAAGCAAGCGGCCCUUUCGGGCAUCAACGGAGGCCUGGAGAGUGCGAGCGAGGAGGUCAUUUGGGUUAGGCGCGAAGACUUUGCCCCCUCCAGGAAACUGAACACAGAGAUAUGACUUUCUUGUCCCUUUAGAGAAUGUGUGUAGAUACGAUGCCGGCCCCACCCUCACUCUGCCCACCCUCCUGUGCCGUCCACGAGAAUGUCCUCUUAGGUCGCACUCUUGCACACAGAUUUUGGCAGCUGACUCGGGUCUGAAGCCAUGUGGCCACCCACCUUCAUCAUUCUUAAUGACAUCAGAGAGAAUCGUUCAGAAUCCCAACAAGCUUGAGUCCUAUCCUCUGUGCCCAGGGCUCUUUAUUCUCAAUUCAUCGGGGCCUGAAGAUUUAGAACAAAAAAUCGAUAGCACUGGAAAUUAAACCGUCCCCACCCCAGCAGUCAAAGCAAAGUAUCGGAGUGACAGGACAGCGUUCACAUAGGUGUCCCAGCUCCACCUCCCUGAGUCCAGUCUCGACAGCUGGGGAACCUUCAAACACACAUUAAAAAAAAAAAAAAAAUCCAGAACAGAUCGAAACAUCUGUACAGCUUGCAGUGUUCUGACUCCCUCUUCAGCAUCGAAGAAUAUCUGUGUAUCUUAAGAAUGCGUGAGGAAAGGGUGGUCGUCUCUGUUUGAUGAGCCUUUAUUCUUUUUUCUUCUGUUUAUGUCUGUAGCUGGUCUUACUCUGUGUCAGUGUUUGGAAGCUCUAGUUUUGCAGAGAAUUAUAAAGCCGCCACACUCUUGGGAAAGAGAUCCAAAUUUAUCAUUUAGAGGGAGAGAGAAGAAAAAAAAAACACUAUUUUUUUUGUAUUUUCCUUGAGAUGCAGGGGCACAAAUAGAUGAGAAUUUUACAGUGUUAGGAGUAACUCAGUCUGAAAAUGAGUAUAUAACCCUUUUGCAGAGCGAGCAGGGCACGAUGACUUUAUAUUUAUAUAUAAACAGCCAAGAAGAAGCUCAUGCUAAGAAUAAACUUUUCUUUUCUGAGAAACAGAUUUUUUUUAAAUGUAUGAAUCUAUAUUUGAGAUGGGAAUUUGGUUGGAUUACAGGGGCAGGGAAUGGGGCUCUGUGUGUGUGUGCGCAUAUGUGAGUGAGUGAGUGCAUGUGUGUGUGUGUGUGUGUGUGUGUGUGUGUGUGUGUGUGUUGUACAUGGCGGGGGAGGGGAGCCUCCUCAUGGGGUUGCCAUGGCGACCAUUGGUUUUCUCAUCCAGCUUGCAUCUUCAUCCACAGAUGACUCCCCCUUCCCUGACAGUCCAUGGCUGAAUCUUAGAACCUCUUCAGAAACGUCCUUUGUGGUCAAUAUUUCCUUCAUGCCAAUGAGACAGGGUAAACUUGCCUACGGGGCCUAACCUUCUAAAUGGAUGUCCAGACAGGAAGAACAAAACCCAUUAUAGCACUUUCAUCUUUUAAAAAAAUAAAAGGUUUAUAGCUUUUUGUUCCCCCUCCCCCUCCCCAUUUCAUGAUGUCCAUUCCUUAAGAAGGGUUUAAAUAAUAUGAAAACUUUCUUUUUGGAAAUAAAAAAAUAUAUAUCUAUAUAUCUAUAUAUAUCUAUUUGGUGUUUGAUACAUCGGUAGGUACUUUAAAGACCUGAAUUUUAUAGUAGCUUUAGCGAUUAUAUUUUAUAAGAAUCAGUUAUGACUUUAUAUUUCCAGAUAGAGAGUUCAGAACACGAUGCUCUAAGCCCCCCUCCUCUGCCCCUCCUCGGCUUGCUUUUCCUGCUCUCCCGACCUCUACCCCUCCCCCCUCCGGGUUCCCAGGGCUUUGAGCUUGAUCUUUUGAAAGUUUUAUUCUAUUGAAGUUUUUGCUAUAUCUUCUGGUUUUCUUAAGAAGCUUUAGAGUGGUUUCUAUGCCCUUUGUACCACUGCACUGUUCAUAUCAUCUCGGGGUCGAUUGUGACUGCGUCCGGAUGGGAAACCGAGGCAGAGGCGUCGAUAGUCACGUUUUCUGGUCUCCCUGCAACAUGUCCAUGGGGGGUGGGGGGAUCCUGGAAAGUCUGGUGCUUAGAGAGGGUGCCAUUGUCUCUUGUAUAUACGGUCAUGAUGUGUCUAUGUCAAAAGUUCUUAUAUAUUUCUUUUAUAAGCUGAAAGAAGGUCUAUUUUUAUGUUUUUAGGUCUAUGAAUGGAACGUUGUAAAUGCUUGUCCAACAAUAAAAAUACUGAAAAGGG
Molecule: messenger RNA, 13755 nt
Organism: Rattus norvegicus (Norway rat)
Lineage: Eukaryota; Metazoa; Chordata; Mammalia; Rodentia; Muridae
Gene: Tiam1
Product: TIAM Rac1 associated GEF 1
Biological process (GO): intracellular signal transduction; signal transduction; small GTPase-mediated signal transduction
Molecular function (GO): guanyl-nucleotide exchange factor activity
Source: RefSeq, a predicted model, not a curated record